Galdieria sulphuraria is the source of this 1288-nucleotide messenger RNA. Its product is annotated as hydrolase family protein / HAD-superfamily protein isoform 2. The transcript has 8 exons. NCBI's taxonomy places the organism in Eukaryota, Rhodophyta, Bangiophyceae, Galdieriales, Galdieriaceae. Gene Ontology annotation, cellular component: mitochondrion. The record is from RefSeq and is a predicted model, not a curated record. Bases 39 to 1211 code for a protein of 390 amino acids. Gene Ontology annotation, biological process: glycerophospholipid biosynthetic process.
AAGGAAUCAAUUCUUUGAGGAGAAUCUUUCUCUAUACGAUGUUGUCAAGAUUGUGGACUUUGCAGUGUUAUGAAAGGUAUUCAAGUAUCAAGACUUUUAGGAAACCGUAUAGUAUUUCCAACAAUAAAGCUGCUGCUUUUGUGUUUGAUAUUGAUGGAGUUUUGAUAAGAGGGAAACAAGUACUUGAUCCUGCUAAGAAGGCUCUGUUCGAAUUGUAUAAAAUGUAUAAUAGAAAAAAGUUUCCUAUAGCUUUUCUUACCAACGGAGGAGGGUGUACCGAGACAGAGAAAGCAAGGUCGGGACAGUCUGAUGGGCAACCUUUUUUUAAAACAGUGCUGAUGAGGAAUAGGCAGCUUUCUGAGUGGUUCAAUCUGCCUAUCCAAAAUGAUCAAAUUGUUUUGAGCCAUACUCCUCUGAGAGAGCUUUCUGCAAAGUAUAACGAAAAGGAUUGGGCGGUCGUUUGUGUGGGAAGAGGGCAUCCAGACUUUGUUGCUUCUAGUUAUGGCUUUCGUAAUGUUAUUCCCAUUGAGGAGAUUGGGAGACUUGAACCUAGUGCUACUCCUUUUUGUGACUAUGAAAAAGUUUCCAAAAGGACUAACUGGGACCAACAAGCCUUGUAUAAACCAAUAGGGGGUAUUCUGGUAACUUGUUUUUUGUCUUGCUGUUCCAAGUACAACUAUUUCCUAUGUGCGUAUAGGUUAUGUCCGAUUCAACCGAUUGGGGUCGAGAUAUCCAAAUUAUUUGUGAUAUUUUGCAAUCGAAUAGUCGUGUUGUAUUUUCGACACAAGAAGAGGUUCAAGUUUAUUUCACCAAUCCAGAUUUUAUAUGGGCUAAUGAGUUUCCUUUUCCUCGGUGCGUUUCGGUUAGCUUUAGAGAAAAUAUAUCAGGAACUAGUCGGAAAACCUCUUCCAUAUAUUCAAUAUGGUAAACCUUGUGCUGUACAAUAUCGUUUUAUGGAAGAUUUGUUAAGGAAACAGGCUAUUUCGCAAGGUUACACAGAUUUGGAAGUUAUUUAUGCGAUUGGCGAUAAUCCUGCCGCUGAUAUUCGAGGUGCUAGAAAUGCUGGGAAACCGUGGAUUCCAAUAUUAGUCAAAACAGGUUGCUUUUCUACAAAUGACGGGGAUAACGAUCCAAACGACCCUGCAGACUAUGUAUUCCAAGAUGUGAAUGAAGCCAUAUCGACUUUGGUUCAAAAACUAUCUUCUUCUUGAUAAUAAAAUACUUCAAGUUUUUUGUCUUCAUUCCUGACGUUCUCUAUAGUGUUCGAGCUGCUUCAAAAGUUGUGACA